This is a messenger RNA of Danio rerio (zebrafish), 2334 nucleotides long. RefSeq names its product solute carrier family 5 member 2 (gene slc5a2). Gene Ontology annotation, cellular component: membrane; apical plasma membrane; plasma membrane. The record is from RefSeq and is marked provisional. Gene Ontology annotation, biological process: sodium ion transmembrane transport; D-glucose transmembrane transport; transmembrane transport. Gene Ontology annotation, molecular function: transmembrane transporter activity. Lineage: Eukaryota; Metazoa; Chordata; Actinopteri; Cypriniformes; Danionidae.
CAUGAAUGAAAUCAGCAACACAUCCGUCUCUCUUCAAACAUGGAAAACACUACAGCGAAACACGUCACCAUCAACAAUGCAGCAGACAUCAGUGUGAUCAUCAUCUACUUUCUGGUGGUCAUUGCAGUAGGAAUUUGGUCUACAUUUAGGACUAAUCGUGGCACAGUAGGCGGCUACUUUCUUGCAGGUCGGACGAUGGUGUGGUGGCCUGUGGGAACAUCUCUUUUUGCGAGCAACAUUGGCAGUGGACAUUUUGUUGGUCUUGCUGGAACAGCAGCUGCGAGUGGAAUUGCUGUCGGGGGGUUUGAGUGGAAUGCACUAUUUAUUGUUUUGUUGUUGGGCUGGGUGUUUGUACCAGUUUAUUUAACUGCAGGGGUAAUUACAAUGCCGCAGUAUCUCAAGAAAAGAUUUGGAGGGUCUAGGAUUAGCCUGUACCUCUCAAUCAUUUCACUCUUCCUUUACAUCUUCACAAAGAUUUCUGUUGACAUGUUUUCAGGAGCGGUUUUCAUCCAGCAGGCUCUGGGCUGGAAUAUCUAUGUGGCAGUGAUUGCUCUGCUCUGUAUAACAGCUCUAUAUACGGUCACAGGAGGACUCGCUGCGCUGAUGUACACAGAUACGGUACAGACCUUUGUUAUCAUCGCUGGAGCCUUUGUCCUCAUGGGAUUCUCUUUCUAUGAAGUUGGAGGCUACAGUGCUUUACUGGAGAAGUAUAAUUCAUCACUGCCAUCUCAGACAUUGUCCCUAAACCCUAAUGAGUACAACAUCUCCCAACAUUGUUACAUGCCACGAGAGGAUGCCUUUCAUUUGCUUAGGGAUCCCACGACUGGUGAUCUGCCAUGGCCCGGUGUGAUUUUUGGCAUUGCAAUUAUUGGUAGCUGGUACUGGUGUACUGAUCAGGUAAUUGUGCAGCGCUGUUUGGCCGCUCGCAGUCUAACGCAUGUAAAGGCUGGAUGUAUUUUGUGUGGAUACCUCAAAUUGCUCCCAAUGUUUCUAAUGGUGUUUCCAGGCAUGAUCAGCAGAGUGCUUUACCCUGAUGAUGUAGGUUGUGUGGAGAAAAGCGUCUGUAAUAAAGUGUGUGGUACUGAAGUAGGAUGCUCCAACAUUGCCUAUCCAAAACUGGUGGUUUCAGUCAUGCCAACAGGUCUCAGAGGUUUAAUGCUGGCAGUCAUGUUAGCAGCUCUCAUGAGCUCACUGGCAUCUAUCUUCAACAGCAGUAGCACCUUGUUCACCAUGGACAUUUGGACUCGUAUCCGGCCUCAAGCUAGGGAUAAGGAGCUCAUGGUAGUUGGAAGGGUGUGGAUACUCUGCAUUGUUGGCAUAAGCAUAUGCUGGAUCCCAGUCGUCCAGGCAGCCCAGAGUGGUCAGUUAUUUGACUACAUUCAAUCUGUGACUAGUUACUUAGCCCCUCCUAUAGCAGCAGUCUUCUUCCUUGCCAUUUUUGUGAAGAGGGUUAAUGAGUCGGGUGCUUUCUGGGGCCUGAUGGGAGGACUGGUUAUGGGUCUGUGUCGUAUGGUACCAGAGUUUGUAUUUGGCUCAGGAAGCUGCCUUAAACCAUCCAACUGCCCAAAAGUCAUAUGUGGAGUCCAUUACCUUUACUUUGCCAUACUGCUCUUCUUCUGCACUGCUAUUCUUGUGCUCUUCGUAAGCUAUAACACACCACCUAUAAAAGACAAACAUCUCCAUCGCCUUGUCUUUACCCUGCGCCAUUCUACAGAAGAAAGGGUCGAUCUGGACUGGGAGGAAGAGGAACGAGGAAGGAAAGCUCGAAGAGAGGCAGAUGAAAAGAGGAGGGCCAAAAAUGAUGAAGAUCAAAUUGAACGAGGUGAACAAUCCAUCAUGAUGAAGAUUAUUGGCUGGUUUUGUGGCAUAAGUGAUACACAAGCUCCAGAGCCUACAGAAGAGGAAGUGACUGAAGCAUCAAAACAAUUACCCGAUAUAAGUGAAAACCCACUUUGGAAGAAUUUAGUCAAUGUUAACGCACUUAUAAUGAUGACUGUGGCCGUUUAUUUUUGGGGAUUCUAUGCAUGAUGGGGAACAUGCUAACCUGGCACAUGAAUCAGUGUUUCCCAAUCCUGGUCUUGGAGUAAUUCGCAACACUGCAUAUUUGGUAGAUCUCCCUAUUCAAACACACCUGAUAAACUCAUCAGUAUGUUAUUGGCGACUGUGGAGACAAGAGUGUCGGAUAAGGGAGAAAUCUAAAGUGCAGACUUUUAGGUGUGCAGAUCAAGGUUGGGAAACACUGAAACUCUUUGAAUUCUUCUACACAAUCUGUUAAUCAGCGCAUUUGAUAAAAUCUGCCAGUGAAAAUACUUUAUUAAAUCACUGAAAAUGCAA